CCCAGCCCAGCUCGCGCUCUUCAGGAAGGGUCAGAGCAAGGAGAGGAGAAGGGAUUUAAGCCAGCCCAGGCUUUGUAAAGCUUGGGACUCGAGCAGCCAGCCCUAAACAUCAGCCCUUCUCUGUGGCUUCUUGUUUAGUGAGUAGUUAUCUGCCAUUAAAAGUGAAGAUUGAGGAUCCAGAACGUGGCAUCUGCAUGGGCAGCGUGCGGAGGACAAGGCCCUUUAUCAGUGCCUAAUUGAUUUUGAGGCUUCGGUUGUGCCUGGCUUUUGGGACUUUUCCUAUCCUGACGAUGUGGGGGAAAUUAAUGCAGCACGGCUGCUUAUCCAAGUUAAAUGGGGCCGCAGGGCUGUGUUCCCAUACAGUCAGAGGGCACGACACAGCGUUCAUGCUGCUUCAUCCUUCCCUGCUGGCAGCAGGGAAUUCCCCUCGGAGCCUGCCAGUGCGGAAUGAAAGCAGCCGGUGUCGUUUUGACUCGGCAGCAGAGUGUUUGGCUUGCGGGGCAGUGGUGCUUUUGACUGGGCACCAGGAACCCAGCAGCCCAAUUUGUCACGUCGUUGCAGCCCGAUGAAUAGGCGGAGGGACUUUUCCCCGCUGAGGAUCUGGGGCGGAGCGAGCAGGGUUUCUCCUGUGUCAGCUGGGAGAUUACUAGAUCUGUUCUGCCCAGGAUCUCGAAAUAGUAUGAGGCUAAAACGGGGAUUUUCAUGGUGUGAGCUCCUGCUGUUCCUGCUUCCUGGGGUGACAGUGAACCCAAGGACAAGGAUCUGAAGGUCUUUUCUUCUCCACAGAGCACCUUGAGUGAUGCCCAAGAAGUUCCAAGGUGAAAAUACCAAGUCGGCUGCUGCCCGCGCAAGGAAAGCUGAGGCAAAGGCAGCAGCCGAUGCCAAACGGCAGCAGGAGCUGGAAGAUGCCUACUGGAAGGAUGAAGACAAACACGUGAUGAGAAAGGAGCAAAGGAAGGAAGAGAAGGAGAAGCGGCGGCUGGAGCAGCUGGAGCGCAAGAAGGAGCUGCAGCGCCUGCUGGAGGAGGAAGACUCGAAGCUGAAAGGGAAGUCGCCCAAGCAGGUCACUCCGGGCAAAGUCACCAGGGCCCAGAUCGAGGAGACGAUCAGGAAAGACCAGCAGCAGAAGGAGAACGCAGAUACAGUGGAGAAGGAGAAGACUCACUUGGAGGUCCCCUUGGAAGAGAACAUCAACAGAAGGGUACUGGAGGAAGGAUCGGUGGAGGCCAGGACGAUUGAAGAUGCCAUUGCUGUCCUCAGCGUUGCCAAUGAUCUGGACCGGCACCCCGAGCGCCGGAUGAAAGCUGCCUUCACAGCUUUUGAAGAGGUCAAUCUGCCACGCCUGAAGCAAGAGAACCCCAACAUGCGCCUGUCCCAGCUCAAGCAGCUCCUCAAGAAGGAGUGGAUGAAGUCUCCAGAAAACCCCAUGAACCAGAGGCACAAAGCUUACAACAGCCAAAAGUAGAACUAGAGCUGGUCGUCCCCCACGGACAGUGGGCUGGAGCCCCAGGGCUCCGCUCGGAUGAAAACAGGAGACACGAGGAACCUCCUCUCCUUUUGUUUCCCUCCCUUGCCCCCCACUUUCCGUCUCUCUCUGUUCUUGGAUUGAAGAGAAGCACGAGGCCGCGGCUCGCCUCGGGGCCCUGCAGCCUCCUGCCGCCUUCACCGGUGGCCUUGUCCCCCCCACGUCCUCACCCCUCCGCGGGCAGCUGGUGCAGAGCGACCUGGACGGACUAACACUACCUUCACACUUCCACACUCGGUUGUUGUCUUACAAAAUCAGCCACUAACUCGCUUCCAGACCUUCAGCAUGGGCAGCGCUUGCGAGGUGCAGCCGCGCCUGUCGAGGUAGGGACCCCCGCUGCUGGCUACACCGUGUGUUCACCCCCUCCCAGCCUGGGCCUGAGCCAAACCGCAGUCAUCCCUGUCUCUGCCGUGGCUGCGCCGUGCCCUCGUGCUCCGCGGGGUGAAGUUUUGCAGCCGUUCACGAGGAAGGCACGUGGCCUCUGUUGCUUGUGUCAUCCUCGCUGCUGGGAUAUCCCUGAAGAGAUUCCCGACUGGGAUCGCUCUUGGCCCUGCCUGCUGCCGGCCGCCCCUCUCUUGAUCUUGCCUGGCCGUGCGUUAGGUGGGGAGGAGGAACCACAGCGGGGGCAGAAGCUCUGUCGGUGCGGCGUUGUGAGGAAGAGAGAAAAUAACCUUCCAUCGUCAAAGGUUGAACGGGGGACACAACGCAGCCUGGCGUGGUUCCUGCCCUGUCUGCGCGGGACGCUGGGACCAGACUUCUCUGCGUGACUUUCCCGGUGGCCUUGCCCAGAGGCCUCCCACGCUGCUGGUGGGACAGGAGGGUUCCUGGAGGGGCUGCACCCCCGUGCCUCUCACGAGCUGCCACCAGAAGGGAAGCUGCUGCU
Egretta garzetta (little egret) is the source of this 2408-nucleotide messenger RNA. It is a transcript of the gene CCDC124, whose product is annotated as coiled-coil domain containing 124. Gene Ontology annotation, biological process: transcription by RNA polymerase II. The coding region runs from base 800 to 1465 and encodes 221 amino acids. The transcript has 4 exons. Lineage: Eukaryota; Metazoa; Chordata; Aves; Pelecaniformes; Ardeidae. Gene Ontology annotation, molecular function: transcription coactivator activity. Gene Ontology annotation, cellular component: nucleus. The record is from RefSeq and is a predicted model, not a curated record.